AUGGAGGAAAAGAGUGUGAUUAAGUUCAGCCACUGUCAGAAGGACAUCUUCUGUUUCUUCAUUCCAGAGAAAUGUCCAGAGUGUGGAGUGAGCUUCAGCAGUGGCAGGCUGGAGGAGGCUCCUAUCCGUAUCCCCAACCCUUUUUCUAACGGACACAAGACCCCAUGCUGCUUCCUGGUCGCACCUGCUGAGGAAAACAACCUCAGGGAGUUUGAUGGCGGCUCAGACCUACACACUGGGAUCACAGACACUAAUGGAGUGGUGUUCAACUACACUAAGCCAGGGGUCCGGCAGGACCAGCGAGGCUGGGAGAUGUGUAUCAGUAUUCCCCUGAUCCAACCAGACAUGUUUAACCUUCUCAACCAGUGGGACCAAUACCUCAACAAGUUCUCAGACGCCGAGAUGUGGGACCCAGCAUACAAAAGGUUUAAUAAAGAGACGCACAACUGCUACAACUACACUCUGAUGUUUCUAAACCGUGUGCUAGCAACACAGGGGAAAGGCUCUCUGACCAAAGACCAGUUCACUCAGAGCUUUGUCCUGCCCAAGAUCAAGAGAGCCUGUAAAUACACCACAAUGUGCAGGGAGAUAUCACAGAACUACUUCUAUAUAGCGGACAGUCCUGUGGUAAGGGUAGGCAACAACACAUCCACCAUGCUGACCCUCAACCAAGGCCCCUCAGAGUUACAGUUCAUAUAA
Messenger RNA from Oncorhynchus masou masou (cherry salmon), 699 nucleotides. RefSeq names its product MKRN2 opposite strand, tandem duplicate 2 (gene mkrn2os.2). The transcript has 5 exons. NCBI's taxonomy places the organism in Eukaryota, Metazoa, Chordata, Actinopteri, Salmoniformes, Salmonidae. Bases 1 to 699 code for a protein of 232 amino acids. The record is from RefSeq and is a predicted model, not a curated record.